This is a messenger RNA of Papaver somniferum (opium poppy), 897 nucleotides long. RefSeq lists its product as uncharacterized. The record is from RefSeq and is a predicted model, not a curated record. NCBI's taxonomy places the organism in Eukaryota, Viridiplantae, Streptophyta, Magnoliopsida, Ranunculales, Papaveraceae. Gene Ontology annotation, molecular function: catalytic activity. The coding region runs from base 1 to 897 and encodes 298 amino acids. The transcript is spliced from 2 exons.
AUGCGAGUGCUCUAUUGGAAUAUCAAUGGGGUGGCGAAGGUGGAGGCUAGUUUGAAGUUGCAUGAGUUAGUUAAUGUUUUUAAGCCGGUUAUACUUUGUAUUGCUGAGCCGAAAAUUCCUUAUUCAUAUGGUGUUAUGUUGAGGCUUAAUUUAACCGGUUUUGUAAAAAAGACAGUUCAUAAUUCUUCUUCAAGUUCUAUAGGUAAUCUUUGGAUUCUUUGGAGUGAGGAUAUUGAAGAGCCAGUGGUGUUAAAUAUGACUAGACAGGCCAUUACGGUGAGAACUGAGGGGGUAUUCAUUUCUUUUGUUCACGCUAGUUAUUUUCAAGUUUUUAGAAGGAGGUUAUGGAGUCAGCUCUCUGCGGUGGAUUAUACAACUCCUUGGCUGGUUAUUGGUGACUUUAACUGUGUUCUUCGUAAUGAGGAGAAUAAAGGGGGUAGAGAAACUCUUACUUCUAGUAUUAAUGAAUUCAGUGAUUGGAUGGAGGAAAAUAGUCUUUUUGAGGCGGAUUCUUUGGGAUCUAAGUUCACUUGGACUAAUGGUCAAUCGGGGAAGAGAUUGAAGGUGGCUAUGAAGUUUUGGAAUCAGCAGGUGUUUGGCAAUGUCAAUGCACGACUGAAACAAGCUCAAUUGAAAUUAGAAGUAGCUAGUAGGAAUUCGGAUGAGGAUCCGUUUGAUACUUCUAAGCAGAAUGUGAUGAAAGAUGCGCUGGUGGAUGUCCAUGAGGUGCGUAUGCAGCAACAUAUUAUGUUAAAGCAAAAGUCUCGCAACAAAUGGAUUUUGGAGGGUUCUAGUAAUACUUCUUACUUCCAUAGUACUAUCAAGACCCGCAGAAGUGCCAAUACUAUUUCGAAGUUGGUGACAGAUGAUGGGUCUCUUAUCAAUGAGACGGACUAA